GUCCGAGCAGGUAGCGCAGUUUCGGCAGCCUGGCGAGUUGGCAGGUGGGGUGGGACUCACCCGUCAACUCGUUAAUUUUAAAAGUCAGUUUGGGAGUGCUGCAGCGUAGUCAGGAGGGCUGUGGCGAGGCGAGAGGUGGCCCGGGAUGCCGAUGGUGGGGGAGGAAAAGAGAAGCCUCGAAAAGCUUGGAGGCAAAAUUGCGCUUGGGUUCUUGGUCCUUGCAUCCCUCCUACCUUGAGUGCGGGAGAACACUUUUUUGUUUUAAGACUCAGCUUGGAGAGAAAGCCUCCGUCCCAGGGGAAGAGAGGAGUCAGCGGGGGGCAGAGACCGCAGCUACCUGCCGGGUGCGCCCCCCACCCCGGGCGCGCUCGCUUUUGUCCCCCCUCUCUCCCCCGCCCCCACCUCCUUAUUGGUGCUGGUUUGCAGCGCUCGGCCCCUGCGCCUCCGCUUCGCGUUUUGAAUCUGGCUCGUCCCUCCGUAUUAUGUCUGCACUCCGAAGGAAAUUUGGGGACGAUUACCAGGUAGUGACCACCUCGUCCAGCGGCUCGGGCUUGCAGCCCCAGGGGCCGGGCCAGGGCCCGCAGCAGCAGCUUGUGCCCAAGAAGAAGCGGCAGCGGUUCGUGGACAAGAACGGCCGGUGCAAUGUACAGCACGGCAACCUGGGCAGCGAGACGAGCCGCUACCUCUCGGACCUCUUCACCACCCUGGUGGACCUCAAGUGGCGCUGGAACCUCUUCAUCUUCAUCCUCACCUAUACCGUGGCCUGGCUCUUCAUGGCGUCCAUGUGGUGGGUGAUCGCUUACACUCGGGGCGACCUGAACAAAGCCCACGUCGGCAACUACACGCCCUGCGUGGCCAAUGUUUAUAACUUCCCCUCCGCCUUCCUCUUCUUCAUCGAGACCGAGGCUACCAUCGGCUAUGGCUACCGCUACAUCACCGACAAGUGCCCCGAGGGCAUCAUCCUCUUCCUCUUCCAGUCCAUCCUCGGCUCCAUCGUGGACGCCUUCCUCAUCGGCUGCAUGUUCAUCAAGAUGUCCCAGCCCAAGAAGCGCGCGGAGACCCUGAUGUUUAGCGAGCACGCGGUCAUCUCCAUGAGGGACGGAAAACUCACGCUCAUGUUCCGGGUGGGCAACCUGCGCAACAGCCACAUGGUCUCCGCGCAGAUCCGCUGUAAGCUGCUCAAAUCUCGGCAGACACCUGAGGGUGAGUUCCUUCCCCUUGACCAACUUGAACUGGAUGUAGGUUUUAGUACAGGGGCAGAUCAACUUUUUCUUGUUUCCCCCCUCACAAUUUGCCACGUGAUUGAUGCCAAAAGCCCCUUUUAUGACCUAUCGCAGCGAAGCAUGCAAACUGAACAGUUCGAGAUUGUCGUCAUCCUAGAAGGCAUUGUGGAAACAACUGGGAUGACUUGUCAAGCUCGAACAUCUUACACUGAAGAUGAAGUUCUUUGGGGUCAUCGUUUUUUUCCUGUGAUUUCCUUAGAAGAAGGGUUCUUUAAAGUCGAUUACUCCCAGUUCCAUGCGACAUUUGAAGUCCCCACCCCACCUUAUAGUGUGAAAGAACAGGAGGAGAUGCUUCUUAUGUCAUCCCCUUUAAUAGCACCAGCCAUAACUAACAGCAAAGAAAGACAUAAUUCUGUGGAAUGCUUAGAUGGACUAGAUGACAUUACUACAAAACUUCCAUCUAAACUGCAGAAAAUUACCGGAAGAGAAGACUUUCCCAAAAAACUCUUGAGGAUGAGUUCUACAACUUCAGAAAAAGCCUACAGCUUGGGAGAUUUGCCCAUGAAACUUCAACGAAUAAGUUCAGUUCCCGGUAACUCAGAAGAAAAACUGGUAUCGAAAACCACCAAGAUGUUGUCUGACCCCAUGAGCCAGUCCGUGGCUGACUUGCCACCAAAGCUUCAAAAGAUGGCUGGAGGAGCAGCAAGGAUGGAAGGGAAUCUCCCAGCCAAAUUGAGAAAAAUGAACUCUGAUCGAUUCACAUAACAAAACACCCCCAUUGGCAUUAUUUGCUGUUUGAUUUAGUAAUAGUCCAAUAUUUGGCUGAUGAGGUAAUUCUCGAAGGAAUCCGAAAGGUACAUUUCCCACCCCCCCAGUCAUAUAUGCUUAUUUGAGAACCCUUUCUUCCCAAGUAUUGCCACUGUGCAGAAAGCAAAAGUUAUGUAAAGGGAAGACAUCCUAAGAAAGUUCUUAUUAACGGGCAUGUAUUAUCACAUCAAGCAUGCAAUAAUGUGCAAAUUUUGCAUUUAGUUUUAUGGCAUGAUUUAUAUAUGGUAUAUUUAUAUUGUAUAUUAUGGAAAAAA
Molecule: messenger RNA, 2305 nt
Organism: Callorhinus ursinus (northern fur seal)
Lineage: Eukaryota; Metazoa; Chordata; Mammalia; Carnivora; Otariidae
Gene: KCNJ3
Product: potassium inwardly rectifying channel subfamily J member 3
Biological process (GO): regulation of monoatomic ion transmembrane transport; potassium ion import across plasma membrane
Cellular component (GO): plasma membrane
Molecular function (GO): G-protein activated inward rectifier potassium channel activity
Source: RefSeq, a predicted model, not a curated record